AUGUUAAUCGGCUUAGUCAGUGCCGUAUUACGCCGUUCUCUCGGCCGAUAUGUGGAAAAUAUAGACAGUGAUAAAUUGUCCUAUAGUCUCUACCAAGGGCAGGUUGCUCUCAACGAUCUCGUCCUCAGGCCAGAAGCUCUUACACAUCUACUCGGGCUACCAAUCAAACUUCGAUCUGGCAUAAUCAGUCGUGUUCUGCUACAGAUACCAAUCACACAACUGCGCAGCCAGCCCUGGUGUAUUACCAUUGAGGGCGUACAACUCGAAGUCUCCUCAGAAGACGAUGACGACGAGCAGGAUGACCGCAGCGCUGAGAACUCAAACGCGACGGAGACACCAGAGAAUAAAAAGGCUCGCCUAUGGCAAGCGAAAAAGGCCUACCUGGACCGCCUGGAAUCGCGCUGGUGGCAGAUCGUUCAGCAAGGUGGCAUGGCUGGCGCAACUGCAGUCGCCUCAACGGGUUGUCCACCCGAUUCCUCCUGGUGGUCCUACGGUGUCUCGCUAGUUUAUGGAAUUAUUCGGAAUCUGCAGGUUGAAAUUAAAGAUGUACACUUCUCCUUUGUCGGCGAGGCCGCCCUCCACGAAUCCUCAGUUUCCUCUCCAUCAGUGCCUUUCCAUUGGGGUGUUCGACUGAGACAAUUGUCUGCCCAAACCACCGACGAGUCCUGG
This is a messenger RNA of Dibothriocephalus latus, 669 nucleotides long. The record is from the annotation of a GenBank genome assembly. Lineage: Eukaryota; Metazoa; Platyhelminthes; Cestoda; Diphyllobothriidea; Diphyllobothriidae.